Messenger RNA from Aedes albopictus (Asian tiger mosquito), 2476 nucleotides. RefSeq lists its product as uncharacterized. Lineage: Eukaryota; Metazoa; Arthropoda; Insecta; Diptera; Culicidae. The record is from RefSeq and is a predicted model, not a curated record. Bases 482 to 2476 code for a protein of 664 amino acids. The transcript is spliced from 3 exons.
UGCAACAGCUAGAUGAGAGUGUUUUUGUUGAUUGCGCUUUGAUUAGGCAGUUGUCUAGAAAGAUGGUGUUUUCUCCAUCGUAUUAAUAGAAUUGUUAACGUUUAAUUAUUAAUUGAAAUUGCGUUGAAUGUGCGAGAUUAUGUAUUAUCGUUUGCUAAACGGAAGAGUUUUGUACGGAAUGUAGUGAUAGUGUCGUUAUACCGUGACUUACCGUGAGUUUGUACCACAUUUGUUGAAACAUCAUGUUUGCAAUAAUGUUGAAUGUUUAAUUAGGUUCGCCCAGAAAUCCCGGAGGUAGAAUUUUGGAAGUACUUGUAGCCGAGGGGAAAACUAGAUUGUAAGUAGUUUGUUUAUACCAUGUUUGUUAUUGUUUAUGGAUUGAUAAUAUAUUUUAGUUGAGUUUGUUGUCCAUCAACUUACUACGAAAUUGUUCUACCCGCAUCCUAAGCAUCGCGAGUAACAUAGCUCAAAAUCUACUGCCAUGUCGACCUACAAAUACCCGUGCUGCGACGAAGGGGAGGAAUACGAUGCCAGCGUUUUGUGCGAGAAGUGCCGCGAGUGGUAUCAUUUCGAAUGCGUUGGUGUCGACGAUAGUGUUGCCGAGGUGGUUUGGUACUGUGGAACUUGCCUAGGCGAAGACAGAUCCAUCCGUGCUUCAUUGGGUGCUCCAGGCAAUACCACCAUCUCUCCAAUGGUAUUCCGCCAUCCCAGUCGAACUAGGGGAAGGGCAGUAAUUGGUAAGUCAGGCCAACCGUCACAAGGACGAAUGACUAGGGAACCAGCUCAGGACGAUGAUGAAAAUGGCAUUGAAGAAAUGCAUUGCCAAGUAGGAGAUCAGGGACAGACAGAAGAAGUCGAUAAGCGCGUAACUGAAGAGGAAGAAGAAGUUGAUGAUGAAAACGAUUUGUUGCGUGCUCUGUCAGAAGCGGUUGGUCGUUAUUGUAACCGCGUCAAACGUUCCGAAUCUGUUCCGGUAAAAAACAAUAAUCGUAGCAACGAAAAAGUGAAUAAAAGUACCAGUGUACCGUCGGCGGAGUCGACGAGAACCCGAGCGUUGAGAGAACUACAAGAGCUUGAAGAGUGGAACCGACUGGAAGAACUUGAGGAGGUAAACCAGAGAAAACUCUUGGAGUUAGAACGGAAGCGAAUCGCUCGGCAGAAGGAAGUUCUUCAAAAACGGAUGGAGUUGAGACAGAUCGUCAGUGAGGAUUUUGUGUUCAUCGACAAAGAUUUCCCGGAACUGGUUGGAGAUGCAGAAGUCGGGGUGGAAGAAGGACAAUCGCAGGAGCUUUUGAAGAAUACUGGAACGUCCGAGAUACGGAGUAACACCAGACCACCAAAACUUCAGAGAACGGUGUUGAGUACAUCUACGAGUAGACAUCUGGGAAAAUUUCCAGGAGUUUCCAACUACAAUCUUCCUCGACCAUCGUUCGAAAAUAGGAUUAAUGCCCGUUCUUCAAUAUGCGAGCAUUUUUCUGGAGAGAAGCGAGAGGCAGGCAAUAAUCAAGCGGCGCAUGGUCCAUCGCAUCUGCAGAUUGCAUCGCGACAAGUGUUCCCUCGAAGUCUGCCGAAGUUCUCUGGUGCCGCUGAGGAAUGGCCGAUAUUUAUCAGCGCGUAUGAACAGGCGAACACAUCGUGUGGCUUUACUAAUGCCGAGAACUUAGUUCGACUGCAAGAGGCCUUAACCGGUAAAGCCCUGGAGACUGUGCGAAAUCGGUUGCUGCUGCCGGAGAAUGUUCCGUUGAUAGUGGAAAAAUUGAGGAAGAGGUUCGGCAAUCCGGAAAUUCUGUCGACGAGGUUGGCUAACCGGAUUCAGGGAUUGGAAGGGCCCAGUGCGGAGAGCUUGGAGUCCGUUAUUGAAUUCGGAAGCGCUGUGGAGGAGUUUACACAGCACCUGAAAGCGGCUGGGCUGGUAGAUCGUCUGAAGAAUCCUAUAUUGAUGCAGAGUCUCGUACAAAAAUUGCCUUCGUAUUAUGCAAUGGAAUGGGUGGAGUAUAAGCGACGUGCGCAGUCAGUCGACUUAGAAACAUUCGGCACGUUCAUGGAAUGCCUUGUAGAAAAGGCGCUGGAGGCCACCUUCGAGAAGGCCGAUAUGAAUGAGAACGACAAGAAACGGGGAAAGGCCAAAGCAAAAUCUGUUUUGUAUGCCGCAGACGGCGAUAAUGAUGGAACGAGUGGCCGGCCCAGUCAGAAUGAUGAUGAGGCAAGGAGACCUGAGCAGCCGGUGCAGCCACAGUACAAAGAUAGACUAGAACUACCAUCUCAACGUGUAAAUGCUGAAGAGUUUGUGCAUUGUGAUCAUCUGUACGAUGUAGAGAUUCCCGGUUACGACUUGGCUACGCCGCAAGUAUUAUUAGGAAUCGACAAUCUUCAUCUUGUCGCGCCGUUGGAAUCCAGAACUGGAGAUCCAGGCGAACCUGUUGCCAUCCGAUCGCUGCUUGGCUGGACGGUUUACGGACCACGCCCAAGGGAAUGA